GCGCAAAUCACAGGUGUUGUCCUAUUGUGCAGAAUCCUUCCUCCUGAUUGAUCCUCCCUCGUUCUGUCUGUUACAUAUCAGGAGCAGCUGGAACAGUGAGAGGCUCAUAUGCUUCCCAACCCUGACUUAAGCUUUCUUGUUCCACCUACUGGGCUGCUCCUGAGUUAUGUAAUAUAAUACUAGCAUGCCUGGCUCUUUAGGUAUCUUGCAUUUCUCUGGGCUCCAGCCACCCGACACAACACCUUAAAACACCAGGCUCCAUGGAAAUUUUAUUUUUUUGAACUUCAUUUUCUUAUCAGAGUAGGACAUUUGCCAAGUUCUUCAUUUUUAUUGGUGAAAUUUUUAUUAUUGGCCUGAAAAGCUGUUUCCAAUACAUGCUUUCUCACAUGUUUAUCACAACCGGAAUGGCAAAUCCCUGUAUACUUACAAAGCAACGGCUCCAAGGCUUUCAGGCUUGGAGACUUCCAUACAUGCAACAUGUUAGUUACUUAUGACAAAGUCAGAUUUAGUUUUAUUAAUAUUUAUUUAAGGUUUACAGUCCUAGCACAGUCAUAGGGGCUCAUACGAAACAAAACAAAAACAACGGAAAGCUCUAGCAAUGUUUUGGGAGCAUUAGCCUCUUUCUUGAUAAGUUUCAAUUCUGUGGCUGGCGAUUCUAUGAAGAAGACAAUGAAGAUUUUUGACCGCGUCAAGCAUAAGGAUAUUCCUAAGAACACCUGGAAAUGGCAUAUUCAGGACCCAGCAAGUCAGCUGCUAACGUGGAACAAGCCUCCCAAAAGCGUAUUGGUGAUAAAGAAAAUCAGAGAUGCCAGCCUGCUGAAGCCCUUUAAAGAGCUGUGUGUUUUUCUCACAGAGGAGAAAAACAUGAUUGUUUAUGUGGAAAAAAAAGUCCUUGAAGAUCCCGCUAUUGCUAAUGAUGAAAACUUUGGACCAGUGAAAAAGAGAUUUUGCACAUUUAGAGAAGAUUACGAUGAUAUAUCCAAUCAAAUUGACUUCAUUAUUUGCCUUGGAGGGGACGGGACUUUACUCUAUGCAUCAUCGCUCUUUCAGGAUAGUGUUCCUCCGGUGAUGGCGUUUCAUUUGGGAUCACUGGGUUUCCUCACCCCCUUUAACUUUGAUAACUUCCAAACUCAAGUCACUCAGGUUAUAGAAGGUAACGCCGCUCUUGUACUACGCAGCAGGUUAAAAGUAAAAGUGGCCAAAGAGCACAGAGACAAGAAAACUGCAGUACAGAAUGGAGUGGAGGAAAAUGGCCUCAUAGUCAAAUCUGAAAAGGAACCAAUAAAGCAAACAAAAUAUCAGGUCCUCAAUGAAGUGGUAGUAGACAGAGGUCCUUCCUCAUAUCUCUCCAAUGUCGAUGUCUUUCUAGACGGGCACCUUAUAACUACAGUGCAAGGGGAUGGGGUCAUUGUGUCUACACCUACUGGCAGUACUGCAUAUGCAGCAGCAGCUGGAGCCUCCAUGAUCCACCCCAAUGUCCCAGCAAUUAUGAUCACCCCCAUCUGUCCUCACUCCCUCUCCUUCCGACCAAUUGUGGUCCCUGCUGGAGUCGAGCUCAAGAUCAUGCUAUCCCCUGAUGCACGAAACACUGCUUGGGUAUCAUUCGAUGGGAGGAAAAGACAAGAAGUCUGCCAUGGAGACAGCAUUAGCAUCACUACCUCAUGUUACCCCGUCCCUUCCAUCUGUUUUCGGGACCCGGUGAACGACUGGUUUGACAGCUUGGCUGAGUGCUUACAUUGGAACGUGCGGAAGAAGCAAAACCAUUUCACAGAAGAUGAGGAAGAGGAAGAGGGGGACUUCUAAGGAUUUCCAUGCAUUGGAGCCCUCAGUGAACAUGCAGUUUCUACUCCCAUUUACAGCAGCCGCUCCACGUAACUGCUCCGCUCACGGACAAUAGACCAAAACAGACUGAAGCCCUUAUGGGGAAAUACCAGCUGCAAAGUACUGGUCUUACUUCUAACCAGCUUCCUCGGUUUCUCAAACUAGUGAUAUCUUAAAUAUUUUAAAAGCAGAAAUUUAUAAUUAUUUCAUAUAAAAGUCAAAUUUAAAAUAUUAACCGACUCGCCGCCAGCAGUGCUUAACGUGAAGUUUAGCAGUUUUUCACUGGUGGCAAACGGGGGGGGGGGGUUUUGUAUCGUUGUUUACAUUUUAUAAAUAUACGUCCCAUGCCUGGUAAAUCUUAAAUGUAUUUUAUUCUCCCUUUUCUCUAUGUCUGUUUUAUGAAAUGCGUGGCUUGGAUGGGGCAAACAUA
This is a messenger RNA of Xenopus laevis (African clawed frog), 2251 nucleotides long. RefSeq names its product NAD kinase L homeolog (gene nadk.L). The transcript has 10 exons. The coding region runs from base 658 to 1803 and encodes 381 amino acids. Gene Ontology annotation, biological process: NAD+ metabolic process; NADP+ biosynthetic process. Gene Ontology annotation, molecular function: NAD+ kinase activity. The record is from RefSeq and is a predicted model, not a curated record. NCBI's taxonomy places the organism in Eukaryota, Metazoa, Chordata, Amphibia, Anura, Pipidae.